AUGCCACUGUUCCGGCUGUCUGUCGCGCGCCCUUGUCGAUUCAUCGCUCGACGCCGCUAUCCCGCGCUCACCUCGCGACCUUUCCACUUGUCGCGACGGUGGCUUUCCGCCCCGAACGAUCCACAUGACGGUACAACACCUCCCGAAAAUGUUGUCGAUGACUACCGUUCGUCGAAUGUCGACGAUAUUCUUGCGAACAAUGGCUCCUUGCCUGCCUCCGUCGCCGACCAGACCAGUAAGCCUGUUUCAAGACCACAUGGCUCCGCCGUGCGCAGAGCCAUGAGAAACAGGAUAUCGAAGCAAGACAAAAAGUCCUCGCCAACGCCAGCAAUUCCCGAGUGGUUUCUUCGACGAAACACGGUGAAUCGAAGUCCUGAGGAUCAAGCUGCGGUACACCAUCAGCAUCAGGUUGAAAUUGUGAAGGCGAAGUUGGUCCCGGAGUCGGACGGCGCAUCAAAAGGAGAGCAAUCUUUAGGCGGCGAUGGCAACGACCCCUCAUCGACCGAACCGACGGGCUCAGACAACCGAUAUGCUCUAGCAGAUGCAACGUGGGAUGAAUUGCGGGCAUCAGUCAAAGCUGGUCUAAGACUACCAUCUACCCAGUAUGCGAACGAACCCCCAGCGAAAAAGUCUCACCUCGUACUUCAGUAUCCAGGCAAUAAUGGUAUCACAUUCUUGGAUGCAGUGGUGAAGCGGCUGGCCCAUGAAUUGGAUACGCAUCUGGUCACACUAAAUGCCCAAGAUAUCGCCAUACUGUUCAGUGAGCUCGACCUUACUGAAUCUGGUGCCUCGUCGGCCAUUCGCUCCCUUGGUUAUGAGGUUUACCGACCCCCAGUCAUGGCUUGGCCCGAGUCUGGAGAGGGCGAAGAUGGCGACGAAGACAUCUCAGAGAUUGCUGCUGCUCAAGGCAUUCGCGCCGAGGUUAGCACCCCUCGCUUCAUUACCAUUGAGGCGAGCAGGGAUUCAGGCGACAUUCCGCUCCCUAAUUGGAUGGGGUUGAAAUCACUCGUUGCAUCAAUCAAUGGUCAACAGGACCACGAUCCGAGCGCCAUGCGAAAUCUCGGUCAAGGUGUGGAACAACGCUGGGCCGGUCUCAUGAACGAGCUCAUUUCCCCGGCUGAUAAAUCACCAAAACCUGCCCCUCCUGAAACAGACGGGGCAUCCGAGUCGGGUGCUAGCAAUGCGGUACUGGCCCGAGACACAAUUGUGCACAUUCAGGAUUAUCGCGAAAUUCAGAGUACCAGGGAGGGAGCGAGGAUGAUUGCCCUCUUGCAGAAGGUUAUCCAAGAUUGGAGGCGUACAGGAUCAAGAGUUUUGCUUGUCGGCAGCACGUCUCAAGAUCUCCGUCAUUCUUCUGCACAAGAUGGCUCGAGGUUAUUGCAAAAUGUCUUUGACGACAACUUCUCGAAGACUCUGGUGAUUACCCCCGCCAUGUCUGCAAGGGCCGUUGAAAAAACCUUUGCAGAGGAUGAGAAGAACCGUACAAUGGAUAUAAACAUUCGUCAUCUCCAGAUGAUGCUGCGCUACCGGCUCAGCGAGACUUCUUCUGCCUCCAAAGAUCAUAUUUUGCUUGACAGCGCCUGGCCACUGGAUCCAUCGACUGUCAAGAAAUCCGGCAUCAGAGAGCGAUUUUGGUCCUAUAACCAGGUGCACUGGGUUUCAACUCUAGCACUAGGCAGUGCAGAAUCCGAUGAAGCCUUUGGCUUCGAACACAUCCGACAAGGCAUCGAGCUAAUGGAUAAUGGUGAUCGAGUUACAAGCGACUGGUUACAGGAGAAAUCCCCCAGGUCGACAGAUGCCCCUGUCGACCAAAGCCGAGAGCAAUUACUAGCCUCCCUGCGCAAGACCUGUAACAACCACGAGAAGAAGCUGCUCAAUGGCGUUGUGGAUGCAAAGAGCAUCCGCACCACUUUCUCCGACGUUCAUGUCCCGCCCGAGACUGUCGACGCCCUCAAGACUCUGACUUCCUUGUCACUGAUCCGUCCGGAGGCGUUCACCUACGGUGUCUUGGCCACCGACAAGAUCCCAGGUCUCCUUCUCUACGGACCUCCAGGCACUGGUAAGACGCUGCUUGCCAAGGCUGUUGCUCGCGAGAGUGGGGCGACCGUUCUCGAAGUCAGCGGAUCCGAGGUAUACGACAUGUAUGUCGGUGAAGGCGAGAAGAACGUGAAAGCGAUCUUUACACUGGCCAAGAAACUGAGCCCAUGCGUAGUAUUCAUCGACGAAGCCGAUGCCAUCUUCUGUUCACGCACAGGAGCUAGCAGUCGUACCUCACACCGCGAACUGAUUAACCAGUUCCUGCGCGAAUGGGACGGAAUGAACGACCUAUCGGCCUUCAUUAUGGUCGCAACCAACCGACCCUUCGACCUCGAUGACGCCGUUCUGCGUCGUCUUCCUCGCAGACUCCUUGUGGACCUCCCAACAGAAGAAGACCGCCACUCGAUCCUGAAGAUCCACCUCAAAGAAGAACAAGUCGAUCCCUCCGUCGACCUCGCUGAGCUAGCUAAACGCACCCCUCUAUACUCCGGCUCCGAUCUGAAAAACCUGUCCGUUGCCGCUGCACUGGCUUGCGUGCGCGAGGAGAACGCCGCCGCCGCGCAACACCAAGGCGAUGAGCCCUAUCAGUACCCGGAGCGUCGCACGCUGACAUUGGCUCAUUUCGAGCGAGGAAUGGAGGAAAUCAGCGCAUCGAUCAGCGAGGAUAUGUCGUCUUUGUCUGCUAUUCGGAAGUUCGACGAGCAGUACGGUGAUCGGAAGGGUCGGCGUAAGAAGGCUCCCGGGUGGGGUUUCUCCACGGCCGGUGAGGAGCCUGUGGUGGAUAACGCGCGUGUGCGCUCUUGA
This is a messenger RNA of Penicillium cinerascens, 2841 nucleotides long. Its product is annotated as ATP-binding protein. The record is from RefSeq and is a predicted model, not a curated record. The transcript has a single exon. Gene Ontology annotation, cellular component: mitochondrial outer membrane. Gene Ontology annotation, molecular function: ATP hydrolysis activity; ATP binding. NCBI's taxonomy places the organism in Eukaryota, Fungi, Ascomycota, Eurotiomycetes, Eurotiales, Aspergillaceae. Bases 1 to 2841 code for a protein of 946 amino acids.